Anoplopoma fimbria (sablefish) is the source of this 1730-nucleotide messenger RNA. Its product is annotated as leukocyte elastase inhibitor-like. Bases 1 to 1323 code for a protein of 440 amino acids. The transcript has 9 exons. Gene Ontology annotation, molecular function: serine-type endopeptidase inhibitor activity. Gene Ontology annotation, biological process: negative regulation of endopeptidase activity. Lineage: Eukaryota; Metazoa; Chordata; Actinopteri; Perciformes; Anoplopomatidae. The record is from RefSeq and is a predicted model, not a curated record.
AUGGAGACAUCCACCUCAUCCAAGGCAGCCAAGGCCAACACCACCUUCUCUCUGGCCUUGUUUAAAAAGCUGAAUGAUGACGACAAGACAGCGAACAUCUUCUACUCCCCUUUCAGCAUCUCUUCAGCCCUGGCUAUGGUGAUGCUGGGGGCCAGAGGAAACACAGCCACGCAGAUGUCAGAGGUCCUUUGCUUCACUGAGUCAGAGCAACCGAAGCAGGAGGAUGCAGAGCAGAUGCAAACGCAGUCGCCGAUGCUGUCGCAGAUGCAGUCGCAGAUGCAGACUCGGAUGCAGUUGCGGUCUCAGUUACAGCGGACCAGCAGACUGCCAAACUAUCUGGUCAAGUGCCUGAAACCCCAGAAUGGUGAAGACGAUGUCCACGCUAGCUUUGCCCAACUGCUGAGUGAGAUCAAAAAGGAAGAUGCUCCAUAUGCCCUGAGCCUUGCCAACAGGCUCUACGGGGAGCAGUCCUACCAGUUUGUUGAGGAUUUCUUAUCAGAAACCAAAAAGCAUUACAACGCUGAGCUGGAGUCUGUGGACUUCAAAACCAGCGCAGAUGCAGUCAGGAUCAACAUCAAUAGCUGGGUGGAGAAGCAGACGCAAGAAAAAAUCAAGGACUUGCUGUGCCAGGGUGUGGUGGACAACACGACCAUGCUUGUCUUGGUCAAUGCCAUCUACUUCAAAGGCAACUGGAACAAAAAGUUCAAGGAGGAUUCUACUGUUGAUGCUCAGUUUAGAAUUAACAAGAAUGACACCAAGUCGGUGAAGAUGAUGUCCCAGACUGAUAAAUUCCCUGUCACCUCCAUCCCGGAGGCCAACUGCCAGAUCCUAGAGAUGUUCUAUGAAGGGAAGGAGCUAAGCAUGCUCAUCAUCCUGCCCAAUGAGAUAGAGGACGACACAACAGGCUUGGAGAAGCUGGAGAGGGAACUUACCUAUGAGAAAUUUGAGGAGUGGACUCGUUCGGACAUGAUGGGUCAAACUAAGGUUGAGGUGAGGCUGCCUCGAUUCAAGAUGGAGGAGAAGUAUGACUUGAAAGAUGUUCUGAUCAGCAUGGGCAUGGUGGACGCUUUUGAUGUCACAAGGAGUGACCUUUCCGGUAUGUCCCCAGCAAACGACCUGGUAGUGUCAAAGGUCGUCCACAAGGCUUUCGUGGAGGUCAACGAGGAGGGAACAGAGGCUGCUGCUGCCACUGGUGUGAUCAUAACGGAACGCUCUAUAAUUAUUCCUGCCACAUUCAUCGCAGACCACCCCUUCUUGUUCUUUAUCCGACAUAACCCCACCAAGACCGUUCUCUUCUCAGGCCGAUACUGCUCCCCUCAGUGAGAACCACUGUACCCCCUGCAGACAUGGACGGAUUAUGAGACAAUGGGCCCCUUAGCACAGACAUGUAAAGGGCCCCGAACCCAUCCUACGUGAGAGCAAGAGCCACAGAUUUAAAAAGACAUCUUUUUGGUCAUUUUGCAUCUCUUUUAGAUGUAUUGCUUCUUUGUGGUUGGAUCCUGUCUAUUGGUUGUUCUGUGUCUCUCUUUGGUCAUUUUGCAUCUCUGUGGUUGUUUUACGUCUCUUUUUGGUAGUUUCGCAUCUCUUUUUGAGAGUUUUGCAUCUCUUGCAUCUCUCUCAUGUCCAUUUGUAACUUCCCAACAAGAAUGAUAGCAGAAACCGCAGAAAGAUCUGUGCCCAGUAGCCUCAUUCAUUAGUCCAUGCCUGUAGGGCAUAGUGAUUCAGCCGGG